Molecule: messenger RNA, 3159 nt
Organism: Tetrahymena thermophila SB210
Lineage: Eukaryota; Ciliophora; Oligohymenophorea; Hymenostomatida; Tetrahymenidae
Exons: 15
Source: RefSeq, a predicted model, not a curated record
AUGGAUCAAAUCAAGUUAAAAUUCCAUAAAUGGUAGUCAGAUUAAAAUUUGAAUGCUAGUCUUGUUUAAAAGUAGAAAUAGGUCUACUAAACAUUUAAAGAAUAUGACAGAAUAGAAUAAUUUAAUACAAAAAUAAGUAUUGGCAACAAUGAUAAAUUUAGUAGACUAUUAGAUGAUCUACAUUAAGUUAACGUAUAAAAGAUGUCACAAAUAUAAAAAUUAAGAGGAAAAAGCUUACUACCAAGUUAAGAUGUAUCGCAAUUUUCAACUAAUUUCAGUUCUUUUUAGAAAACAAACGACGAUACCAUUAUUUCUACAAAACAUCGCGAUUCAUUUUAAUUUCAUAGAACCCUAGGAAAGUUUUAAUCUACUCUAAAUUCUACAUUCUUAACAAUGUAGUAGAGUUAACGACCUGAUAUCUUAAAGCAGACAAUAGACUUAACUAUCUAGGAUGAAAAAACUGUUUUAGAAACAAUUUGUUUAAACGAAGAAAUUCAAGAAACUCUUGAACAAAAAAUAGAAUAACUCAAAUAUACUUCUGGCAAAAUAAAAAGAGAAAUGAAGGAUUUUGAAAAAGAAGAUUAACUUUUGAACAUCAAAUUAAAAUAAUUGUAAGACCAAGAACUAAUGGCUUUUAAAAAGAAAAAUAUUGUAAAAUGCAGUGUGAAAAAUUUUAAGUAGGAGCUAGAAUUAGAUAGGCAAAGAGCUACAUAGUGCAUUUAAGAUGUCAAGAAAUAGAGAGAUGAUAUAUUUAGUUAAAUAAAAAAGGAUUAACAAGUAUACUCUCUAGUGCUCGUUAAAAUAGAUGAAUGCAACUAAAUAAUUGAGAAAUAGAAGUAAGAAAUCAAAUAAUUAGAUGUUAAAAAUGAAGAAAUUUGUUAAAAGCUCCUUGAAUCAUAAAACACUGUUAGCUAUCUAGACACUUUAAAUGAGCUAGAAAGAAUGUUCAUCAAAGGAGAAAUAGAGAUGAGCAAUUCGAUAGUAUCUUAGGAUAUUACUCAAUCUAUUUUAUCUGAAAAAAAUCUACAUUCUAGUUAGUAAAUUAAGCAAAAGACUUUCUCAAAUGAGAUAGUAUUUGAUAAAGAUAAAAGCAAUCUUUCACCUUCUUCCACUCCAAGAAAGCCAUACAAUUAGAAAAAAAAAAUGAUUGUUUAACAACAUUCUAAAGAAUUUCUUAGUCAAGAUGGUGAUAGAUAAAAUUUAAUUAGUAAAUUAGAUUUUUACUAUAACGAGCAUGGCAAAGGUCCAAAUGAGAUAGCAGGUUAUUUAAUUAAGCAAUAUAGGGAGUUUAGCUUAAGCUCUUAAAGUUUAUUCACUAAAUUUGAAGAACUUACACAGAUGAAGAAAUUGAAAGUUUUAGAAUAUGAUAAGCUUUAAAAUCAAAUAAGCUAAAUUGAAUAAUAACAGAUGGAGAGCUCUUUAGUGCUAGAAGAAAUAAAUCAUGAAUAAGAAAAUUAUUUAGCUUAUGAUACAGAAUAGAAGUAUUAAAAGCUUUUGAAUUCAGGUGAUUAUGGAGAAAUUUCAUUAAACUAUGUAAAAGAAGUAGUAGAAAAUAGUAAUUUAGAAACGUUCAAGCUUAUUGAGUACAAAAAUCAAAAAGACAAACUCUCGUUUGGCUUUUUUCACAAUAUGGUAGAAAUUCUUUACAGGUACACCUGCUUACUCAAAUUGUCAAUUAUGAGCAAUAAGAAUUCUGAUCAGGAGCUUAAAGAUUUCUAUUAAGAUUUUUCGAGUUUUAUUUGCUCAUUUAGAUUAGGAUUCAAUGCUAAAAGAAACAUUAAAAUUGACGCUACUAAAUAUGUUGAUGAAAUCUUUGAAAAUUUGAAUUUAAAUCAAAAUAAAGUGAAUACUCCAAGUUCAGUUAGCAGUUCUUCAAAUUAAAUAUACACUCCAAAAGUGAAGUUCUCUAUCUCUUAACAAUUUAGUGAUGUUAUUAAAGAGAUGAAAAUAGACAGCCUCAAACAAAAUAAAGAGGAUGAAGCAAACAAAAGAGAAGUAGAAAAAUUUACUGAAAAACUUAACUUUAUACCAUUUAACAAAGCUGAGCUUGAUCAAAUUUUAAAAAAUACAUUUCCAAAUGCUUCGCAAGAUAUGUUGGAAAAAUGGUAAAAAUAAAUAAAGGAAAGCAUUACAUACUACUAUGCUACAGAGGAAGAUCUCCAAGAAUUUUUGGAUCAAAUUCGUAAUGAAAAUAGAAAUUUAUCUGACGAAUGCUAGCUUAACAAAGUAUUUGAAAACUUUUACAGACUAUAAUCAAAAGCUUAUGAGCUUCACCAUUAAAAUAUAAUAAAAAUAUUUGAAUUCUUUUAGAAGUUUAAAUAAAUUUUACAUAAAAAGAAAAUCUUGCUUUUACAAAUAUCAGAUGAAGCAGUAAGAGAAAGUUUCAAACUUCCUGUUAUGCCUAAAUUAAACUAAAGCUAGUCCAUGAUGGGUUAUGUUAGUUUCAUUACUGAAAAAUAAAAAAACUAUUUGAAUUAUUAAGGAGAAAUGCUAGAUCCUAUCACAACUAGCAAAAUUAGAGAAGAAAAAGAAGAAAAAGAAAAAAAUAUCGAAGUUAUUUAAAACGAUGAUACUAAAAAGCUUAUUUAAAAACUGACCAAAAAUGACAAAAAAAUAAAACUAGAUUCUCUAAAUGCUAGUAUCUAGUAAUAAAAUUUAAAGCCUACUAUUUCCAGAUAAGAAUCGAUGACCAAAAGCAAAAUUCCAACAUUUUUAGCUAUUGAAGAAGAUGAUUACCUUGAUAGUAAGCUCUAUAACCAAAAACAAAACUUAAUGAAUGAAUUUGAUUAUUUAGAAUUAGAGAGGAAAAAGGAAAAAUAUUCAAUAUAAGUCAAGCUAAAAAACUAUAUAUAGUAAAAUUUAAAAACAGAAUUAGAGUAAUAGAAAAAGCUCAAAUAAUCAUAAAUGUUAUUAACUGAAAUAAAUUUCAAACACUCUCGUUAUAACAAGCCUUAAAGCAGAUCCAAUUAGAUAUUCAAAGACAUCAUUCAGCAUAACAAAGUUAUUCAAAAGCUCAAUUAUUUAUCUAUUAAAAAGGAUUCUUUCACAAACCAGAGCAUAUUUACAAAAAUCAGAGACUAUUGUCCUAAAUCUUUAGAUUAAAAUAGUUAAUUUUACAUAAGAAAAAGACCUCUCCAUUAAAGUUUCAUGAAUGCAUGA